Messenger RNA from Theobroma cacao (cacao), 1167 nucleotides. NCBI's taxonomy places the organism in Eukaryota, Viridiplantae, Streptophyta, Magnoliopsida, Malvales, Malvaceae. The record is from RefSeq and is a predicted model, not a curated record.
AUGGAGAUACCUCAAGGUUUUGAAGCUAAGGGGGAGUGCCCACUUGGUUCAAAAUUAGUGUGUAAACUUCAAAAAUCUCUUUAUGGGCUUAAGCAGGCUUAUAGGCAAUGGAAUGCUAAAUUUACAGAAAUUUUAAUGCAAUUUGGUUUUUUACAGUCACGAUCAGAUUAUUCUUUGUUUACUAGAACCACUGCUGAUGGUAGUUUUGUUGCAUUGUUGGUGUAUGUUGACGACAUACUAGUUGCUAGUUCUUCUAUGCAAUCUGAAAAUGAAGUAAAACAGUUUUUGAAAUCCAAGUUCAAGCUAAAGGAUCUUGGUGCACGUAAAUAUUUUCUCGGAAUAGAAGUUGCAAGAUCAGAAAAGGGUAUAUUGUUGUGUCAAAGAAAAUAUGCACUAGACUUAAUUGAGGAACAUGGCUUAUUGGGAGCAAAGCCUACAUCUACACCGAUUGAUUACAGUCAUAAACUCACCAUAGCUAGUGAUGAUGAUUUAUUGACAGAUAGUUCCAAUUAUAGACAAUUAAUUGGAAAAUUAUUAUAUUUGACAUUCACUGGGCCUGAUAUCAUGUAUGGGGUGCAAGUUUUAUCUCAAUUUAUGGAUAGACUAGGGAAUGUGCACUUGCAGGUAGCAUAUCGAAUAUUAAAAUACUUGAAAGGUUCUCCUGGUCAAGGCAUACUACUUUCUUCAUCUUCAAAGUUACAGCUUAGAGCCUAUUGUGAUAGUGAUUGGGCUGGUUGUCCAUCUACAAGAAAAUCUGUCACGAGUUAUGCAAUAUUCAUUGGUGAUUCCCUAAUAAGCUGGAAAUCGAAAAAGCAAAGUGUCACCGCAAAGAGUUCGACUGAAGCUGAAUAUAGAGCCAUGUCUACUACUUGUUGUGAAAUAAUUUGGCUGUUAUUUCUUUUGAAAGAUUUUGGAGUUAGUCAUUCUGAUGCAGUUGAUCGGUUUUGUGAUAAUCAAUCAGCUUUAAGCAUGUGUAAAAAUCCAGUAUUUCAUGAACGUACAAAGCAUAUAGAAGUGGAUUGUCAUUUUAUUAGAGAGAAAGUGCUUGCAGGGAUUGUGAAACCAAGUUAUAUACGGACAGAUUCCCAACUUGCAGAUUUAUUCACCAAGGCAAUUCCAAUUUUUGCUAAGCAAGAUGAGCAUUUUGAACAUCCAUGCUCAUCUUGA